Molecule: messenger RNA, 1437 nt
Organism: Phaeodactylum tricornutum CCAP 1055/1
Lineage: Eukaryota; Bacillariophyta; Bacillariophyceae; Surirellales; Neidiaceae
Exons: 1
Biological process (GO): transmembrane transport
Cellular component (GO): membrane
Molecular function (GO): ABC-type oligopeptide transporter activity; ATP hydrolysis activity; ATP binding
Source: RefSeq, a predicted model, not a curated record
UCUCCCGGAGCGAUUGGCAAUAUUCUUGACGAAGAUGUGGAAACAAUGGCCAAGUCACGCACCACGACACUGGCUAAUCUGAUACGCUCUUGUUCUUCUGUCUUGUUCAGUACCUAUCACAUGGUCACACUGAAUCCUGCUCUCUUUGGGGUCAGUUUGUCGGUGAUUCCUCUCGUCGGCGCCGCCGCGACCUUGCUCCGCAAAUCCAUCAAGUCUCUGACGCAGCGACAACGGGAAAUGGCAACUACAACGGCAAGUUUCGUUGAAGAGCGCUUGACGCACAUACAUGUCGUUAAAAUAUCCAACCGUGAACUCGACGAGGUGCACCACUACGAAGAAAUGCAGGACGAGUCCCUACGAUUGGCCCGUGCCGCAUCGAUCCAAAGUGGAGCUUUUAUGGGAUUCUUGUUUGCGGCCUCCUCUGGCGCCCUCCUCGCUGUCGUCAACGUCGGCGGACAGUCCGUUGCGCAAGGACGUAUGACCUCCGGACAGCUUACCUCUUUUGCAACGUAUUCGUUCCUCCUCGGAUUGGGUACCAGUGGCAUUGUCCGGGCCGCCAAUGAAUUGACACAGUCCAUGGUGUCGGCGGAACGAUACUACCAAUUGACCGAUAUAGACGCGACAAAUGAUUCGGUGUCGAACGCCACUGCACAAGACACCACGGUUGAAUGUGUUGCGGUGGAUGUGAGCCAGAUCGAAUCGAUCGCCCUGCGUAACGUCAGUUUUACCUAUCAGUCAACCGGUAGUCGAGUAUUGCACAGUAUUUCGUUCGAACUGACACGCGGAAAGGUGGUCGCAUUGGUCGGUAGAAAUGGGAGUGGCAAGUCGACCAUUUCGAGUCUGCUCGCUGGUUUGUAUCAGCCGCAGUCGGGGUGUAUUGAACUAUCGGAUGGAAGAGAUUACCGAACGGUGAAUAAGGAAAGCAAAAAGAGCCUCGUUCAACUUGUACCCCAAUCCACAGCGCUGUUCAACAUGUCCGUUUUGGAAAACGUACGGUAUUCUCAAGUCGACGCAACCGAAGACAAGGUCCGCAGGGCCUUGACACUGGCGAACUGCGACGAGUUUGUUUCCAAACUGGAAGGUGGCGUUCAUUUCGUAGUAGGUCUCAACGGUAGUAAGUUGUCAGGUGGGGAACGUCAACGACUGGCCCUGGCCCGAGCGCUGCUUUCAGAGCCAGUCGUCUUGGUUAUGGACGAACCAGCAUCAUCGUUGGAUGCCGAAGGCGAAUCUGCCGUCGCCGACGCCAUUGUGGCCUGUCGUCAAGCCAACGAUAAUGGUCGGGGUUUGUUGUUAAUUACCCAUCAUAUCAAGAAUUUGCAGCACGCUGAUAUGGUGCUGGUGCUGGACGAAGGAACGAUUGUUGAAGCGGGACAAAUGGCGGAUCUCAAAGCGAAUCCUAACAGUGCCUUGCGGAAGCUUAUGCCUGAUUUGAAAUGA